Nasonia vitripennis (jewel wasp) is the source of this 6116-nucleotide messenger RNA. RefSeq names its product ATP-binding cassette sub-family G member 8. Gene Ontology annotation, molecular function: ABC-type transporter activity; ATP binding; ATP hydrolysis activity. The transcript has 8 exons. NCBI's taxonomy places the organism in Eukaryota, Metazoa, Arthropoda, Insecta, Hymenoptera, Pteromalidae. Gene Ontology annotation, cellular component: plasma membrane. Bases 1919 to 4591 code for a protein of 890 amino acids. The record is from RefSeq and is a predicted model, not a curated record.
GCGUUAUAAGCUCAUUUUCUCUCUCUCUCUCUUACUCGUCCGCUCCUCGGCUGUUGCCAGUACUCGCGCUGCUCGUUUUUUCAUUCCUGCACGGAUGAUGGCUCGGGCAUCGUCAGCGUCUUUCAAUAAUAAGCCCGAGCUCCUCCAGCACCGCUCAGGUAAGACACCGUCCUCUUCUUAUUUUUAUAACAGUCUCUCGCAUGUAUAGGACGGCAGCAUCAGGGCAUAUGUAUAGUGGUAGUCACGAGAAUGUCAAGUUGAAGGAAAACGGGAUGGGAUAAGAGCGCGCGGGGAGGGAGGAGAUGCUGCUGCUGCUGCUGCUGCUGCUGUCGCGUUGUGUAAUGUAUGCGAGAGAGAGAGAAAGAGAUUCGCCGGGGGAAUCCUUACGGUUCAUUUCGGUCUACAGGUUCGCGGAGGCUAUACUUACUCCCGGCGCGCACACGCGGAAAAACGGGCGUCUCGUGUAAUACAGCUCUAUAUAUAUAUAUAUAUAUAUAUAUCGAUAGCGAUCCGCGCGAGCGAUCCUUCGGCUUCCGAGCGCUGCAAUAUACCCCUCGAAAUUGUUUUUCUCGGAAAUUCCUCCGGAGAAAUUUUUCGCGAACGCAGUGUACGGUUGCAGGAACCUUAAAAGUGUCGAAUUUUUACGGCGCGUUGCUGCACAAAGAGACCGUUUGCGAAAUCGAAGAUUGCGCAAAAGGGUGGAAGCGAGUGUGUAUACGCGGGCUUGGUUAAUUAGCGCCGCUCUGUGUGUGUGUGUGUGUGUGUGUGUGUGUGUGUGUGUAUAUAGAUCGCAAUCGAGAGUAGCCUGGGAAAUUUACGAGAGGAAAGCAAGAGGGGGGGCUGAGAGUUUCGUGAAAAUUAAUCGGAAAGGAAUCUCCCUCGUACGCUUUUUUCUACUGUUUAAUUGGACUAUGGAUUGAAACACUUAUAGGUACACUUAUAACGAUGACAAACCUAGUGCUCUACCAAUACGCUCGAUUUAACCGAAAACAGUGUAUGUAUUUAUAUACUUAUACCUGCACACGCACGAAGAAAGUUCCUAAUGCGACGAUCGCUCGGAAUUCGCGCGGGCCGUAAAAUUAGCAUUCAAAGAGCCUCUAAUAUGCGUCUCGCGUUUUCUAUCUUCUUUUUCCCUCCUCUACACAUUGUGCGCGAGUAAUAAACUCGCAUACAGUGCAGCAAACUAACGAGACUCUUUCUCGUCUAUCUCUACUGCCGCAAUCAUCGCCGUUUCCCAAGACGCUUUCUUCCAUAUCUAGCGCUGCACACACGAGAGCCUGAUGCGUGUCUCGAAUGUGAAAUUCGCACGAUGUCUAUAUAUGUAUAUAUAUAUAUAUAUAUAUACAGGUAUAUACGCGGCAUAGGUCACGGGAUGCAGGUGCGAUCGAUGCGCGCGACGUUGAUGCUUUUUUUUCCCAAUGAUAAAGCUAUACAUAUUGUGAAUACCCGCAUUUACUCGGCGCGUUAAUGCGUCAACUUUUCUUUUCCGUUAUAAUGCAGUCUCUCUCUCUCUCUCUCUCAGCGCGCGUAUACGACGUCCGCUCGUAAACGAGAUUUUGCGCUUCGGCUUUCGAACUGAUAUUCGCGAACCGUUUAAUUUGUUGCAACUUGUUGAACGAACGUUCCCUUUUUUCUAUAUAUUUAAACGCGAGAAAAUUCCACAUCAAUAAGAAACGACGAAAAAAUCAUUCCGAGAAAAUAAGGCCUUCCAGAUUAAAAGCGCCAGUAGCUAAACGGCCGAUGCAUUAUUCUCUCGCGGGUUAUGUAUCCUUAAAGCGCUGCUGGCAUACAGGUCAGUAGGCCGUCGCAAUCAUCGGACGACGGAUAUCUCCGAAGCAUGUGCACGACGACAGCUGGCUGAACCUUCAGUGAGUGAGAGCAGUGACAUCCAGUAGAAGAGAGAGAGAGAGAGACAGCAAUGGGUUCGGAAGCUUGGGAAUUGGAGCGAAGGUACUCGGUGCCGGGGAAUCUCGACACGAGGGGACUCGAGCCUGCCGGUGCACCUGCCAGCGAGGACCUGCACGCCUGGUCGAUCUACAGGCAGAAUCUCAACUCGGACUUCACGGACUCGGCGCUGGGUUCAGCGGAAAAGUCUCCCCUGCCCUACGGCAAUUUUCAAUUGCGCGACUCGACCGUCCAGAGCAUACUGCGUCAUCCGCGUUACGGACCACGUAGUCCGCUCGCCAGUAAUUCCUAUACUUACCUAAAGUUUGGUCUGCCUCGGGUACUACCGCCUUCGACGUCGAGAGGCGGCGGUGGUCGAGAUGCCGGCAGCAGUGGAUACGAUUCCAGCGAAGAAGGCCGAAUGCGAGCAGCGGCCAGUGGCAGACAAUCGGCCUUUGCAUGCGUUCCCGCAAUGAGAUCCGCCAGGAGCGAUCCUGACUUUCGCAAUGCCAUGUCAGCGCAGGGCCGAGAGACGCAUUCGCACAUCGGGCUGCAACACCAGCCGCCUCACCACCAACACAUGCAUCAUCAUCCAGGAAUGAAGCCGGUGACGCGAGAAUCCAGGAUGCGCAGUGCCAGUGAGGCAAAUCUACUGCAGUCGGGAACGUCGGCGGUCUCGGCGACGACGAUGACGUCGCGCGCGAUGACGAACCGCAGACACAGUAUCGCGCCCAUCGAUCCAGGCCUUGUCUACGACCGACAUCCCGCCCACAUGAUCCAUCCGCAGAUACUCCAACAGCAGCAGCUGCAGCAACAAUUCCAGCAGCAGCAGAUGCAGAUGCAACAGACGCCGCAGCACCCGCACCUGCAGUUGCGCGGAGUCGAAGCCGCUGGACGAGCGGUGAAGAACGGACCGGCUUAUCUCAGGGGGAUCAGCCUGGAGGCCGGGGCAGGAGAUGUCCUGGCUGUCAUGUCGACGAGCGAGCGCGAGGGUACUCUGAUAAUGGAGACGAUAUCCGGCAGGAGGAGGAUCAGACGAGGAGACAUUCUCCUCAACGGCAGGCCAGUCUCCGCCAGAACCCUCAGAUCAACUGUGGCGUAUCUGUCAGCUGACACACCGGAAGCCGGCUUGAGCCCCGAGCUCACAGCGCUCCAAUGCCUGAGCUUCUACCGUCUAUUACGCGGUGCAGCCGGAGUAUCGUCCCUUGAGGCUGAGGCGAUUCUGCAGGAACUCGGUCUCGACGCCACCAAACACUGUCUCGUGUCCAGCCUCACGUGCUCCGAAUCUCGCAGACUCGCACUAGCCUGUCGACUGAUCGAGGGUACGCAGAUUCUCAGUUUGGACAGGCCAACGCGAGGCUUGGAUAUUUUCGACGCCUUCUUCCUCGUCGAGUACCUCAGGCAGUGGGCUCUUAGAGCGCAAAGGCUGGUACUGCUGACGCUGCAUCCGCCUACAUAUGAAAUUCUCACUAUGCUGUCGAGAGUCACGUUGACGUCGGGUGGACGAGUCAUGUACUCCGGACCCAGGAGGGAUAUGCUGCCUUACUUUGCUUUGGCCGAAUUCCCUUGCCCGCCGUUCAAGAAUCCCUCCGACUACUAUCUCGAUCUGGUGACGCUGGACGAUCUCUCAGCCGAAGCAAUGCUCGAGUCCUCUCAGCGCAUCGACCACUUGGCCGAGUUGGCCCGAGCUCGACUGCCACCGCUGAGCGAUCCUGGCCCACCAGGUCCGCUACCUUCGUCAAACGAGGGCGCCAAUCUCUUCACCCAGACAUAUGCGCUGUUCUUGCGCAAGCUUGUCUACAGCCAGCCUUGGAGUCUGGCCACCCUCUUACGUAAGAUUUUCAUCGCGGCAUCGCUGAGCAUUCUCUUGGGUGCUGUUUUUCACGAUGUCUCUGGCGAUUCGAAUCUGUACUUGAAAGAUAGAAUUGGUUUCCACUACGCUAGUUUGGGUGUGCUCUUUUGGCCGAUCAGUCUGCUGGGCAUGAUGGAGAUCAUCAGGUGCAGACCUGGUAUCGAGAGGGAUGUCGGCGACGGACUGUACAACCGUUUUGUUUAUAUUAUAGUUGAGCUGGUUUGUACUCUGCCAUCCUGGAGUUUGGUGUACUUGUCCUAUCUCGCUCCCGCCUUCGCGAUGACGGGUCUUCACUUGGGAGCCUCUCCCACGACUGAAACUCUCAUGCCGACUGACGAGAAUUUGGAAAGUCUCUGGCGGUAUUUGAACGUCGGGCUCGCCUACCUCCUGUUUCAGCAUUUUGUUUGCGUUCUCUUCGCGCGACUUUGCUCGAACUCUUGGUUUUUCUUGGCGCUUCUUCUCUCCGGCGUCGUCAUCGGUGAGACGACAAUAGGCGCCGGUUUUACCCUACAUUUGGACAACCUGUAUCCAUGGUACCCGUGGACGAGUCCACUGCGAUGGGCGUUCAGCUUGUUAUUGCCGCCGUUGCAUAGCCCCGAGGUAUUGGGUCGAUUGAAAAACUGCAAAAAACAGGUACAUCGUCUGGACAUCAUCACGCAAAGUGCCUGCGAAUCCCCGGAUGGUGAUCUGGCACUCAGAGAAAUCGGACUGAGUGGCGGAGCGGACGCUAUGUUCCGAGACUCGUGGAUAUGGAGUUGCGUUGGAGUCCUUAUAGCUACAGUAAUUCUAGCGUUUCUAUUGAUAAGACAUUCGCCGGCCAAGAGCUCUCUCAAGAGCAUGCCUAACAAGCCCUAGAUGACAUCGGUGCUGCUAAAAAGUUAAAAAGUGGUAGAAUACGUGCAUGCCCAAGGAUAGACUUAUAAUGUGUUCACAUAUUGUUAUUUGUAGUUUUUCAUUAGAUGGUGUCUAAUUUGAGCUUUACAUAAGCGUACAGGACAUUAUUUCUAAAAAGAAAAUGAAUCUUUUCUCAGCCCAUUUUUAACGUGCAAUAACAAUAGUUCGAUCGAUCUAUUCCACCUUGUGCAAUUUAUAUAUAGAUAUAGCAUACAAUAUGUAUUUGCAUUAUUCUUACAAUACUUUCUGCAUCAAAGACAUAUUGCGGUGCCAUCUUAUAGUUAUUUUUGACAGCAAUAUUUUUCUUUGAUGAAGCAGACUCGUGCGUUAAUAAUGAAAAACGCGCACCAACGAGAGGUAUCUCUUUCAAUUGAGUACAAAGGGAUCUUUGUACGUCCCUGCCGAUGUCUAUAUAAAGUAAAACUGAAUUAGUGGUAAUUUUAAAAGAUUUUAUAAAAAUCGAAAUCUGCAAAGAAAUGCGUUAGUUUCGUAAAAAUACCAUUAAUGGAAAUUUUCACAAUGUUACGUGAAACAUUAACGAAGCUUAUUAUGCUUUGAAUCGCGCGGUAUUAUAUUUCACGAGAGUCGAGCGAAGGGUGGCAUUUCAAAAAGCGUAUACGUUGCAUGCAUCAAGAGCUCCGAAAGCCCGGUGUCAUUAAUUAAAUUCGCAAAAUUCAUCCGUUAUAUCAAUGAUUUAUCAAAUAUAAUGAAUCUUUCGACAGCUGAAAAUAUAUAUGGGAUUAUGUAUUACUUAAAAUAUUCCGAACGUCCCGAAUUCCACAAGCAAUGGCAUAACAGUAUUUGCAUUUCAGACUGCUUAAAUACUAAGGUUUAACAUACAUUUUAAACGCAAGGAAUUAUUUCGAAAUUCAAGAAUUAAAUAUUUUUUCGAUGCAUAGUUCAGAGGCACGUGCCUUCGCAGCUCUAUAAAAAUGUCAUGCGUAGUUUUAUCAUGCCAUUCCUCGAUCAUGUUUUACACAGAUGGAAUAUUAAUUCAAAACUACAUUAGUAUGGCAAAAGCGUAACUUUGUAAUAUUUGCACACGAGUAAUAAUCGCGCCACUGAAUAAUGCAUAUAUUCAAUGGUUUAAAAUGAAUCAUUUGUCGCCGUAAUUUUCUCGAUCAAUAUAUUAUACGUCGCAGCCAAUUUUUUGGUGUAAGUGCAGUGCUUUGUUGUUCGAGUGAUCGUAGUGGCACGUACGCAAUUUGCGAAUCACACGCGAACAGAUAUAAUUAACGCGUGUGACAUCGCGAACGAUGCGUUCUACAAUAUUCUGUUUGUGUAAUAUGUUUUGAAACUAGUAUAUCUAAACGUUUUGCAAUCCAACUAUAGAUCUUUAUUUAAUAAUGUGUACAUUAAUCAUAUGUCAAUUUUAAGUAUAGAGAUAUAUGCAAAUCUUUACAAAAGAAAAACGCAAUAAACGUACUUCGCUAUAAGUCUUCAUAUGUACGAUGAAAAUUGUAAAAAUAAGAUAUUGAAAAAAUAU